Vidua chalybeata is the source of this 697-nucleotide messenger RNA. RefSeq names its product guanine nucleotide-binding protein G(s) subunit alpha isoforms XLas-like. The record is from RefSeq and is a predicted model, not a curated record. Bases 1 to 432 code for a protein of 143 amino acids. The transcript is spliced from 2 exons. NCBI's taxonomy places the organism in Eukaryota, Metazoa, Chordata, Aves, Passeriformes, Viduidae.
AUGCCCCCGCCGGCCCCGGGGACCGCUCGCCCUGCCCCGGGGCAGGUGCGAGCGAGCCUCGGGGCACGCUCAGCCCCAGCGCUCGUGUCCGACCCGGGCGCGCUGAGCGAGGCCCGGGGCGCUCUCCGGGCGGGCUGCGGGACGAGCGGUGCCCCGAGCGGUGCCCCGAGCGUUGCCGGGCAGCUCGGCAGGGACGCGAGCGGUCUCCCGCAGGGUCUGGCUCAGCCGGGUUCCACCUGGCAGGUGGCCCCAGUGACCUUGCCUGAGGGUCAGGCAGCCCCGCCGAUGCGAGGGGACACUGACUGCCGGUCGCCGGCGGAGACACGGGCAUCAAAGUGUGUCCCUCGGUGCCUCUGCCUUGGGCGCAGCUGCGCCACUCUGCAACUAGAUUUCCUGGGAAACGUGGCAGGAGAGUGGCGUGAAUGCAGUUAAUGGCGAGAUGUCAACGGCUGGCCUUUGGCAGCAUCUCUGCAGGAGCACAGCUGCAGCACUUCUCGCUUUGGGACAGUCCCCACGGCACCGUCAAGUGCCACGAGGACCAUGAGCGAUGCCCGGGGCUGGUGCUGAGCCAUCCCUGCCCAGUGGCUGAAGGAUGCCCUGCGGAGGCUCCAUUUCGAACGUGCUGCCUCUGUUGGUGGUGGCUUACAGGAAGCUGGAAUCCAAAUACCUGAGUGCUCGGAAGAGCUUAAGUGAAGGA